GAAAUGCUCACCAUGGGGAUUCGAAUCUCCAAGAGGUUCGUUUUUCUCUUCCCGACUCACAAGACGUCAGGCGCAAGCGUGGUGCCAGGCCAGGGCAGGCCUGGCCGCCUGCUGUCCCCUGACUCUUUGUCCUCUGCUGCGUGGAGGAGCUGGCAACAGGGUGUGGGCAGAAGGGCAGGAACGGCCUGGAUCUGCCUGAUGCUGGGGCAGCCGGGGCUCAAGACUUUCCCUUCCUUCUCCAGCAGACAACCGUCACGGGAGAGCGACCAGGCAUUUGGACUGGUGUAUCAGAGGCACAUCCGCUGCAAUGCCAGCAAGUGCCUUUGUCUGGGAGGCAGGGAGCAGGCAGAGGAAGAGGGGUCCUGGCAGAUGCUCCUGUGUAGCUCCUGCGCAGCCAAAGGCAUCCACAGGCGCUGCUCCUACCUGAGGAACAGCGCAACCACCUGGCAGUGUGACUGCUGUGCUGGCCUGGGCCCUGGCGCCAGUGACAAGUCAGAGCUUGCCAGCAUCAGAACCGCCAGCCAGGCGGCAUCGGGGCUGUCCCAUGGCUCCCUGGUGCCUGAGAGCAGCAGGCCCAGCACCAUCACCUACACACCACCGGGGCCAUCCCGCAGCUCCCCAGGGCCUGAAAGCAGCAGCCGCUCCAGCCACCUUGGGCCAGACCGCAUCCGGCACCGCUCACGCUUACAACAUCGGGCGCAAAAGCCAUACAGCCGGCCUGGCAAACCCCGUGGGACCAGCCACGUGCCAGCUCCAAGCGUCGAGCCGAGCAGCCCCAGCACUGCCUGGCAGAUGGCGCUGGGGCUGUUCCUCGGUUUGCUGGCGCUCCAGAGGAGCAGCUCCACCUCUGCCAGCCAGGCAGCGUCGGGGCUGUCCCGUGGCGCUCUGGUGCUCGAGAGCAGCAGCCGCUCCAGCCACCCUGGGCCAGACCGCAUCCGACACCGCUCGCGGUUACAACAUCGGGCGCAAAAACCAUACAGCCGGCCUGGAAGAUGCUGCUGACCAGUCAUGCGCCAGCCCUGAGUGCUGGCCCCCAUGCCCCAGCACAAUAAAGUUGGCUGCUCAUCUUAGCUGCACUGGGAGAUCCCACACUCGUUUGUCCAUCAUCCUCCUCUGCCCUUCUCAAGGGCCAGUCUUAGGGGAUGGGACUGGGGGUCUCCCUGCUCUUCUCCCCCAGGGUUGGCAGCAUCUUCCCCAGACCGGAAUUCCUCCCUAUGAGCUGGCCUUGGCCAGCUGCCCAGCACCUUGCCCAUGUGCUUCAGGCCUU
This is a messenger RNA of Grus americana (Whooping crane), 1267 nucleotides long. RefSeq lists its product as uncharacterized. The record is from RefSeq and is a predicted model, not a curated record. The transcript has 3 exons. NCBI's taxonomy places the organism in Eukaryota, Metazoa, Chordata, Aves, Gruiformes, Gruidae. Bases 4 to 1002 code for a protein of 332 amino acids.